Messenger RNA from Cyprinodon variegatus (sheepshead minnow), 3588 nucleotides. RefSeq names its product nuclear receptor binding protein 2 (gene nrbp2). The record is from RefSeq and is a predicted model, not a curated record. The coding region runs from base 511 to 2049 and encodes 512 amino acids. Gene Ontology annotation, molecular function: protein serine/threonine kinase activity; ATP binding. Gene Ontology annotation, cellular component: cytoplasm; endomembrane system. NCBI's taxonomy places the organism in Eukaryota, Metazoa, Chordata, Actinopteri, Cyprinodontiformes, Cyprinodontidae. The transcript has 18 exons. Gene Ontology annotation, biological process: intracellular signal transduction; endoplasmic reticulum to Golgi vesicle-mediated transport; protein phosphorylation.
UCACCGUAAACACAGAUAGAAGGAGCCGCUCCGUCUCCGUCACACAUACCGGCCUCUCUUUGCUUCAAGUGAACGAACAGGAUGAAUUAGAGGAGCGGCCGUUUUCCACCGGGGUUCAAGGUGUUGGUGAGACACGGACAGAAACGGCUCCACGGCGCGAAUGCUGCAUGCAAUGCUGGGAUGUAUUUUUCCACUGCGCUGACUUAUCCACACUUGUAGCUUUUAUCUGAAGGGCGUGCCUGCUGUUACAGUGACCGAACUGCGCGUUUUUAUUUGGAAAUCCGUUCGCCUGCAGAGGGGAGGAGGCUGAUAGACACAGAGAGCCUGGUCUUCAGGCAGGGGGGGUGGGUUUCUCCACUGCGCUGCGCAGACAAGCUGCUGAGCGGACAGCCUCUGCUGCAAACCUCCUCCUCCUCCACAACAACACGGGACAGGAGGAAGAAGGAAAGGUUGGGAGGGAGACAAGCAGGAGGUCUGUAGGGUGGAAAUCUGGACACAUACGGCGGUAAAAUGACCAUGUCCGUCCCGGAGAGGAAAUCAGGAUCGGAAGGGAAGGAGGAGGAGAGUGAGGAUGAGAGUGAGAUCCUGGAGGAAAGCCCCUGCGGCCGCUGGCAGAAACGCAAAGAACAGGUCAGCCAAGGAAAUGUCCCUGGCGUGGAGAGUGCCUCCUUGGCCAUGGAUACAGAAGAAGGCGUGGAGGUGGUGUGGAACGAAGUUCUCUUUUCAGACAAAAAAGUCUUCAAAGCACAGGAGGAGCAAAUCAAAGAAAUGUUUGAGAACUUGAUGCAGGUCGAACACCCCAACAUCGUUAAGUUCCACAAGUACUGGCUCGACAUGAAGGAGACCCAGGCUCGGGUGAUAUUCAUCACUGAAUACAUGUCUUCAGGGAGCCUCAAGCAGUUCCUGAAGAAGACUAAAAAGAAUCACAAGACCAUGAAUGUAAAGGCCUGGAAGCGAUGGUGUACCCAGAUUCUGUCAGCGCUUAGUUAUCUCCACUCCUGUGACCCACCAAUAAUCCAUGGUAACCUCACCUGUGACACAAUCUUCAUCCAGCACAACGGCCUUAUCAAGAUCGGCUCAGUGUGGCACCGGCUCUUUGUUAAUGUGUUCCCAGAUGCCAGCGUCCACAGCAAAGGAAGGCAACACCGGGAUGAGCAGAGGAAUCUUCAUUUUUUUGCCCCUGAGUAUGGAGCUGGAGAGGAUGAUUACUCCAUAGACAUUUUCUCGUUUGGCAUCUGUGCUCUAGAGAUGGCAGUACUGGAAAUCCAGGGCAAUGGGGAUGCUGCUGUGUCCAAGGAGGCCAUAGUGAAUGCAGGUCAAUCUCUAGAAGACCCUCUGAUGAGAGAGUUCACGCAGUCCUGUUUACGCCAUGAUGCAAACCUCCGUCCCACAGCUCACGACCUUCUGUUCCAUAGAGUCCUGUUUGAGGUCCACUCCCUCAAACUGCUCGCCGCCCACUGCCUCAUCAACAACCAGUAUUUGCUUCCUGAGAAUUGCGUGGAGGAAAAGACAAAGUCGUUUGACCCCAAUGCUGUUAUGGCAGAGAUUAGACACAAUGAUAGACUUGGAGUACAGCUCAAAUAUUCCCAUGUUUCCCCUUUAGAGCUUGACAAGUUUCUGGAGGAUGUCAAGAAUGGGAUUUACCCCCUGAUGAACUUUGCCACAUCUCGGCCUCACCCUGUCCCUCGAGCGUUGUCCUUGUCUCAAGAGCAGGUGGAGACGGUGAAAACACCGACUCCUGAACCCCAGGAGACCGAAACGAGGAAGGUUAUUCAGAUGCACUGUAACUUGGAGUCAAAUGAAGAAGGGACCAAAACUCAUGUGAGUCUCACAGUACUGCAGCUCUCAUUGUUUCUGAAGAUGGAUGACAAACUCCAUCGACAGCUUAGCUGUGACAUAUUUCCAACGGACACCCCAAAAGACCUUGCAAGUGAACUCGUCCACUACGCCUUCAUAAACGAGGAGGACAGCGAGAAAGUGGCCUCGUUCCUGGAGGACUCCAUUACCCGACACCGGGUCCGAGCGCUGGCCGCUGGGAGCAAUCAGUGAUGGCGGGAGUCAUGACAGCAGCUGGGCCUGAAGGAUGAGGCCCCAUGGCGUAUUGACUGCACAGGUGGAGAACGAGAGGGAAGCAAACAGCUGGGGAAGACAUUGCAGUGGAUCCCUAACGGGACAAAGGACGAAAGCUAAAAGGCUCUGAAAGUCAGCAAAUCAUCCCAGUUAGAAAGAAACAGCAGCGAGAGUGAAACUGAAGGUGCUGCUGGUGGGAGGAUUAUAGGCCUCAUAGGCUCCACAGAGCAGGGGAAGAUCCACAGAGUCCCUGCCUGAAAGGGCUACAAUGCCUUAAAUUAUAUCCAUAAAAUCAUUUCUCAAUAACACUGCUGAGAUUGUGUUUUACUUGCAGAUACAGCAACUAACGUUAGUGUAAUACAUUGUACUGCUCCAUCCCUCCUUGCGCUCCUGUGCAAUAAGUCACACACAGUCUGUGAUUUGCUAAAGCCUCCUUUCUUCUCAAGCCUUCAGUUUAUCACAGUUUUUAAGAACUGGAUAUUCCAUCCUACAUGCACUGUUAUUAAUACUCAUUCAGUUAUUUAUUUCUACACCCUAACUGUGAACCGCAGAAACAUUGCACAACUCAUUUUUCUUCUUUUAUUUUAUCCUUUUCACAAGCAAAAUUACCCUCACCCCCUUUUUUUUUUUGCACUCCUAAGUUACAGGCUAGUUAUCACACAUCUUAAAAUGCCACGUCUUAUUGCACCUAGAACUUAAGCUAUGAGAUGACGCCUUCUCCGGUCUUAAAAGGUUUCCCCGUGAACGUGUUCUGAAAGCCAAAGACCUGCAAAGUGCCUGAUGUGGCAAUGCAAUGGCAUCGUACCCAACUUAUAAAAUUCUGGAAGAAAUCCAUCAUGGUUGGUUUCAUUCUUCAAAAACAUGCUUACAUUUCUUUGUCUGGAAUCUAUAAAGUCCACUUGUGUAAAAUUGCAGUGGAAUUUGACUCUUAAUAAUUUCACUAAGCUGAAGCAUGUAGUUAUUGGACAUAAUGACGGGAUCAUUUUGCUCUUGGCUGCAUGAACGACAUAAAUAUUGUUGGGUAUUAGCAUUUAAAGAGAAGACAUUGCCAUAUUGUUAAUACAUUUUAUUGUUCUAUAGUUAUUUUAUUGAAAUUGUUUUGUAAAUAUUCUAAGGGAUGAUUAAGGCAAAUGCCACCCUCUUAGAAACUGGAUUAUUAAGUUUUGUUUGCUGUAUUUGUGCUUUAUAACCAGUGGUGUUUUGAUCAAGAAUGUAGCUCAUUGCAAUAAGAUACUUAUGCUCUCUAAACUCAAAUUUAUAAUUUUUUUGUUUGCUUAAAAACUGUUUGGUCCCCAAAAUCCAGUUUUUUUUUUUGUUUAUUUCUAAAGACUUCAGGGCUUUGAGGUUAAAAAAAAAGUUCUGAAUUUAGAGGUUUUUUUUCAUAUCUGGAUAAGGAUUGAGAACAUAAUUAAUAAUUUGGAAAAGUCGGAUUUCUAGGCUCUAUUCCCAACCUAAUGUUGUAAAACUGUAUGCUUCCUUCCUUCCUUCCUUCCUUCCUUCCUUCCUUCCUUCCUUCCU